This is a messenger RNA of Zalophus californianus (California sea lion), 5936 nucleotides long. RefSeq names its product POU class 2 homeobox 2 (gene POU2F2). Gene Ontology annotation, biological process: regulation of transcription by RNA polymerase II. The transcript has 16 exons. The coding region runs from base 36 to 2150 and encodes 704 amino acids. The record is from RefSeq and is a predicted model, not a curated record. Gene Ontology annotation, cellular component: nucleus. NCBI's taxonomy places the organism in Eukaryota, Metazoa, Chordata, Mammalia, Carnivora, Otariidae. Gene Ontology annotation, molecular function: RNA polymerase II cis-regulatory region sequence-specific DNA binding; DNA-binding transcription factor activity, RNA polymerase II-specific.
CACAGUUGUUCCCCCAGCCCUGCGGGGCGGGCAGCAUGGUUCACUCCAGCAUGGGGGCUCCAGAAAUAAGAAUGUCUAAGCCCCUGGAGGCCGAGAAGCAAGGUCUGGACUCCCCAUCAGAGCACACAGACACUGAAAGAAAUGGACCAGACACUAACCAUCAGAACCCCCAGAAUAAGACCUCCCCAUUCUCCGUGUCCCCAACUGGCCCCAGCACCAAGAUCAAGGCUGAAGACCCCAGUGGCGACUCAGCCCCAGCAGCACCCCCGCCUCCCCAGCCGGCUCAGCCGCAUCUGCCCCAGGCCCAACUCAUGUUGACGGGCAGCCAGCUAGCCGGGCUCACAGCGCUGAUGCCAGCUCAGCAGCAGCUCCUCCUGCAGCAAGCCCAGGCCCAGCUCCUGGCCGCCGCCGUGCAACAAUCCAGUGCCGCUGCCGCCGCCGCCGCCGCCUCCUCCUCCUCCUCCUCCUCCUCCUCCUCCUCUGCCUCCUCUGCCUCCUCCUCGACCUCACAGCCCCCAGCCUCCUCUGGGGGGGGCGACCUGCCACCUCCACAGCCUGCCAGCCAGCCCCCUGGGACCCCACAGCUCACUCUCUCCCAGCCCAUCCAGCUCACAGCACAGGACAUACAGCAGCUCCUCCAGCUUCAGCAGCUGGUGCUUGUGCCAGGCCACCACCUCCAGCCACCUGCUCAGUUCCUGCUGCCACAGGCCCAGCAGAGUCAGCCAGGCCUGCUACCGACGCCAAAUCUCUUCCAGCUACCUCAGCAAACCCAGGGAGCUCUUCUGACCUCCCAGCCCCGGGCCGGGCUGCCCCCACAGGCCGUGACCCGCCCCACGCUGCCCGACCCGCACCUCUCGCACCCGCAGCCCCCCAAAUGCUUGGAGCCACCAUCCCACCCCGAGGAGCCCAGUGACCUGGAGGAGCUGGAGCAGUUCGCCCGCACCUUCAAGCAACGCCGCAUCAAGCUGGGCUUCACACAGGGUGAUGUGGGCCUGGCCAUGGGCAAGCUCUACGGCAACGACUUUAGCCAGACGACCAUCUCCCGUUUCGAGGCCCUCAACCUGAGCUUCAAGAACAUGUGCAAACUCAAGCCCCUCCUGGAGAAGUGGCUCAACGACGCAGAGACUAUGUCUGUGGACUCAAGCCUGCCCAGCCCCAACCAGCUGAGCAGCCCCAGCCUGGGCUUCGACGGGCUCCCUGGCCGGAGACGCAAGAAGAGGACCAGCAUCGAGACAAACGUCCGCUUCGCCUUAGAGAAGAGUUUUCUAGCGAACCAGAAGCCUACCUCAGAGGAGAUCCUGCUGAUUGCAGAGCAGCUGCACAUGGAGAAGGAAGUGAUCCGCGUCUGGUUCUGCAACCGGCGCCAGAAGGAAAAACGCAUCAACCCCUGCAGCGCAGCCCCCAUGUUGCCCAGCCCGGGGAAGCCAGCCAGCUACAGCCCCCAUCUGGUCACACCCCAAGGGGGCGCCGGGACCUUGCCAUUGUCCCAAGCUUCCAGCAGUCUGAGCACAACAGUUACUACCUUAUCCUCAGCUGUGGGGACGCUCCACCCCAGCCGGACAGCCGGAGGGGGUGGGGGCGGGGGCGGAGCCGCGCCCCCCCUCAAUUCCAUCCCCUCUGUUACUCCCCCACCCCCGGCCACCACCAACAGCACAAAUCCCAGCCCUCAAGGCAGCCACUCGGCUAUCGGCUUGUCGGGCCUGAACCCCAGCACGGGAAGCACAAUGGUGGGGUUGAGCUCCGGGCUGAGUCCAGCCCUCAUGAGCAACAACCCUUUGGCCACUAUCCAAGCCCUGGCCUCUGGUGGAACCCUGCCCCUUACCAGCCUUGACAGCAGCGGGAACCUGGUGCUGGGGGCGGCCAGCGCGGCUCCGGGGAGCCCCGGCCUGGUGACCUCACCGCUCUUCUUGAACCACGCCGGGCUGCCCCUGCUCAGCGCCCCGCCGGGCGUGGGCCUGGUCUCGGCAGCCGCUGCGGCAGUGGCGGCCUCCAUCUCCAGCAAGUCUCCGGGCCUCUCCUCCUCCUCCUCCUCCUCCUCCUCCUCCUCUUCCUCCUCCUCCUCCUCCUCCUCGUCCUCCACUUGCAGCGAGGCCACAGCACAGACCCCUGGAGGCCCCGGGGGGCCCGAGGCAGGGUGCAAGCCCGAGUGAGGGCCCGCCUUGCCUCCCCUCCUACUCCUCCGACCCCCACCUCAGUCCCCCCCCCCGCCUGGGAAGAGGGCGAGGAGGCCAGCAGUGGUGGUGCAGAGGGUCCUUGGAGCCGGAGUGACAAGGGAGGAAAGACCAAAAAAAAAAAACCCCAACUAACCAAAAAAACAAAACAAAACAAAACAAAAAAACAAGAAAGAAAGAAAGAAAGAAAGAAAGAAAAUGAAAGAAACCAACCAACAAAAAGAAACCAAAAAUAAUCACAACAGAAACCAGCUGCCCCAAAGGAACCAGAGGUGAAAAACAAACAAAAACCAAAACCAAAAACAAAAAAAAUACCCUGCAAAACCAAACCAAAAACCAGUUGCGAGCCAGACCUCAGUGUGCUCACCCUCACUGCUACGACACCAAAUAAGAACCCCAGCCAGGGGCAGAGAAGCCUCGGCAGGUCGGACCUCUCGCCGAGCCUCUGGCUGGGGGGGCCAACCCCCAACCUUGCCUCCUCCAGUGGGGGCCAGAGAAGGCAAAAGAGAAUGUGCCAGCCUCCAGCCCCAGCCCCCAGCCCUGGGCCAGCGAAGACAGGGCACAGGCUGGGGCCGACGGGGUGGGCUCAGAACCACCCGCCAAAUGUUCUUUUCCAGAAGGUGAAAGAGAAGGGGCGAGAACAACCUUACACCAAAUAUUCAGUAGCUUCAUCCAAAGGAUGUACAGAAUUUUUAGCGUUACGCUCAACAGAAUGUGUCCCUACCAUGUGUCCCCCUCUCCCUUGGCCCCCGGCUCUCCCCACCUGGGCAAGGGGUCUCGCUUUAACCUCCUCCCUCCCCCAGCCAGGGGAGAGUGCAGGGGCAGGCCUGGGAUGACUUUUCACCCCUCGUACCUCCCCCUUUUCCCUUUGAAGGGUGGGCUAGGCCGGUUUGUGAAGUUCUAGCUCUCACAUGUCCCCCCCCCCAACCCUGUCACCCUCCUCUGCUCUGGAAUCCACCCCCUCCCUGGCCCAGGGGAAGGUGGAAGUUUCGGGCAAGAGGGAUGAGGUGAGGGCAUUCAAGUUGUCUUUUUUCCCAUCCUCGUCUGUCAGUUUCCCUGAAAAAAAAAAAUUCAUAUUCCAGUGCCUAUCCGUGGGAUCCUUCACGUUCUUUGACAUUGACCAGAAACCAAAAAGAGAACUCACCUCGCUCUUCCCACCCUGUGUCCCUCUGAUAUACUGGCAGAUGCCUCUUCCUCCCCCCACCCGACACACAUGUACACACGCACGCACCCCAGUGGUGGGGUUCCUCAAGGUGGCAUCCCCAUCAGGGUCCAUGUGGCGGGGACAGUGCCAUGACCUGUGGUCCCCAUCUGAGAGGGCACUGUGGCGGCCACCACCCCCACGAGACCUCCCUCGAGUCUUGGCUGGACCCCAUGUUUGCCCAGCCCUGGACCCGUCUCAAUGGACAGAGGAGAGACGCCGCUGGGAGCCACUUUGCCCUCCUGCUAUUGUGGAGGCCAACAAAGUUUUGAACCAAAAAAAAAAAAAACAAAAAAAAAACCCAACAGAACAAAACACAAAAAACAAAAAAACCAAACAAACAAUAAAUUAAAACUAGAAAAAAAAAGAAUUUAUAGAUAUAUAUAUAUAUUUAAGGGAAAGAAGACAAGGACUCUUCAAGAAUAAGAAGGAGCCGCGAGGUGGAGCCAAGCCCCUGCGCCAGUGGUCCAGGCCCUUGGUCCCCAAGGCGGAUGGAAGGACAGACGCUUCUUUCUCUUCACAAAUACCUCAUGGACGUCGUCUUCGGGAAAGCCGGAGGGGGAGGCUGGGGCAGGGCCUGUCCCUCAGCCAGGGCGGAUGGAAGCGGGUGGGCAGGGCGGAGAGAGGGGGGGUCAGGGACAGGGGUGGAGAGCCCCGAGCUCCCUGCCCCCCAAUCCACUGAAAAAGCUUUAAAAAAAAAAAAAAAACGAAACAGGAAACAAGGAAUAAGAAAGCAAAAAGAAUGGACGAAGGAAAACGAACAAACUUUCGGGUGGUUUGAUUCCUCCUUUGAUUUCUUUUUCUGUUCUCUUCAGUCUAUUCUCUGCUCCUCCCUCUCCCUCUUCCUUCGCUCUUCUCUCGCCCCUCCCAGUCUCCCGUCUUUCUGUGUCUCUCCUCAAACCAAAGUGUUGCUGUGAAGGACUCGAGCCAUUGAAAUCAGAGGCCUGGCCCCCGCUGGGCAGAGCAGCCGGGAGCCCGGAGCCCGGAGCCUGGAGCCCAGAGCCUGGAGCCCGGAGCCCCAAGCCAGCUGCGCUGCUGGCCGCUCCGAGGAGAGGCGGCCCCCGCGCUGGGCCCCCACCUCCCCAGGCCUCAGAGUUCUUCCUUUCUUUCUUGUCUCCCUUCUCCCACCCGGGAAAUGAAACUGUUGGGCUGGGCCACGGAGACAGCAGAGACUUGGCUGUUUUGGGGGUCUCGGGGUGCCUUGUCUGGGCAGCCGUGGAGUGGCCGCCCCUCCCGCCCUGGCACUGAUGGGGCCUGGCAUGCCGUCGACCCAUCCUCGCCAGAAUGUAAGCAUCUCCGCUGAACCGACUCCCUGCCCUUACCCUACCUCUGAGUUUGUCCAUUUUUAUUUCCUGAAGAGAAGGGACUGGCGAGAGGGCCUGGGCCCCUGCCCAAGGGUGGAGAGGGGGCCAAGGGCUCCUGAACAGAUAGGAAAGACAUUUGAGCAGAGCAAAGUGAAAGGAAUUACGACCAAAUACCCCUCCGAGAAGACAGGCAGCAUGGAAGGCAUGGUGGAGAUGACUCAGAAACUAUGAUUCUAGACCAAAAAACAAAACAAAACAAAAAAAAAAACAAAAAAGAAAAAAAAAAUCCACCAAAAAAAACCAAAAAAAAAAACCAAAAAAAAAAAAAAAAGGAAAAAAAGAAAAAAAAAGGAAAGAAAAUCCAGGACUCACCACCACCCACUUCAUCCUGCUUCCUCCCCAUCAAGUCCUGCCACUGGGGACCUCUCCCGCACCCCGCACCCCUGUGUGGGGGGAGUGGGGCAGAGAGGAGAGGAGGAAGCAGGGGCAGGGAUGGGGCCGAUGCCCUGACAUUGGUGGAGGGACCCCCGUGCAGCCGGGGGUGGGGGGACUCUCCCCAUCCAACCCCCAUAACUGGGAAAAGAAAAACAAAAAAAAGAAAGAAAAUUCCUGGGAGGGGAAAAAUAACCAAAUCCCAAGCUUUAACUACAGCUGUGAAACCAAAUAUUUGGAAGGGGGUGGGAGGGAGGGAGGGGCAAGUGUGCCCCAGGUCUCCCCCCUGGGCCCCCCUCCCCCGAGGACUCGAGAUAAGGCACCAAAUACCUCAUAGAACUUUAAUGUUAAAAAAAAGGAAACCAAAUAUCGUUGGCUGGGGGCCAGCCAGGGCAAGGGGCUGGGGGGCUGGAGGGAGCCAGGGUUGGGAAGGUGAUGGGGGAAUUCAUGCCCCCCACCCCGCUCUGCCCCUUCCACUCCAGUACCCUCUGUCUCGACUCCGGGAAACAAAACUAUCUCAUCGUUUUUAUUUUGUGGUCUGUACAGAGCCUGUGUCCGUGUGUCUGUGUGUGAGCGAGAGAGUUGGGGGGCUGGGGGACUUUAUGUGGGAGAUGGGGAGGGAGACCCCAAGCUAGGCUCUGGGCUAGGUGAGAUGUCUGAGGUGGGGGGGCCAGCGGCCUGGGCUAGAAAGAGAGGAAGAUGAGUGGACUGGAGGAAGGGGGAGCCUUCUGAAUUUCUCUUCUCCCCAACCCUGACCUCCUACUCGAGGGAGGGACAGAGAAUGGGUCUACCCUAAUGGUGGGCCUUUUGUGCCAAAAAAAAAAAAAA